CUCGACGACCUCUCUUCGCCUCCCUCUCUCUCCAUCUCCGCUCCUGGAACGGUAUCCUCUGCUCUGUGCCACUCGUCUCCUGUCCGCCGGCUCCUCACACUCCGCCCCGACGCAGAGUGAGUACACGACACAUGGCAGCGCCCUUGACGCGGCUGGUGGCCACGAGCGCCCGACGAGCUGCCUGGACUGCUUCCCACUGCGCGCCACGCUCCACUGUCUCUGGCUCCGUCUCCUCCUCCUCCUCCUCCGCCUCCUUGCGCUGUCUCUCCACGACUCCCGCUCGACGAUAUGCGACGCCCCACGAAGCCGCCAACCCGAAUGCCACUCGUCUUGUGGCUGCCGACCCGGCUUCAUUUGGCGCUGGCCAGGACUUCAAUGUCCCCUCGGACCACACGAAGAGCCCCGAUGAGCGCAAGAUCCGCCACUACACUGUCAACUUUGGCCCCCAACAUCCCGCUGCUCACGGUGUGCUCCGACUGAUCCUCGAGCUCAAUGGAGAAGAAAUCAUUCGCGCGGAUCCUCAUGUGGGAUUACUACAUCGCGGGACGGAGAAGUUGAUUGAAUACAAGACAUAUCUGCAGGCGCUGCCAUACUUUGAUCGUCUGGACUAUGUUUCCAUGAUGACGAACGAGCAGUGCUUUUCGCUGGCGGUGGAGAAGCUGUUGAACAUUGAGAUUCCCGAGAGAGCCAAGUGGAUACGAACAAUGUUUGCCGAGAUUACUCGCAUUCUCAACCACCUCAUGUCGGUUCUCUCACACGCUAUGGAUGUUGGCGCUUUGACGCCUUUCCUGUGGGGUUUCGAGGAGCGUGAGAAGCUGAUGGAAUUUUACGAGCGUGUUUCUGGCGCUCGUCUUCACGCUGCAUAUGUCCGACCGGGCGGUGUUUCCCAGGAUCUCCCCGUGGGACUUCUCGACGACAUUUACCAAUGGGCCACCCAGUUCGGUGACCGCAUCGACGAGACGGAGGAGAUGCUCACAGACAACCGUAUCUGGCUCGGACGAACCAAGGGUGUCGGUGUCGUCAGCGCCAAAGACGCUCUGGACAUGUCCUUCUCCGGCGUGAUGCUACGAGGAUCAGGUGUCCCAUGGGACGUGCGCAAGUCGCAACCAUACGACGCCUACGACCAAGUCGAAUUCGACGUCCCCGUCGGAGUCAACGGAGACUGCUACGAUCGGUAUCUAUGCCGCAUGGAAGAGUUUCGUCAAUCGCUCCGCAUCAUUCACCAAUGUCUGAACAAGAUGCCUGCUGGUCCCAUCAAGGUGGAGGACUACAAGAUUGCACCUCCACCCCGAGCAGCCAUGAAGGAGAACAUGGAAGCACUCAUCCACCACUUCUUGCUCUACAGCAAGGGCUACACUGUUCCACCAGGAGAGACGUACUCUGCCAUUGAGGCACCCAAGGGCGAAAUGGGCGUGUUUGUGGUCAGUGAUGGAAGUGAACGACCAUAUCGGUGCAAGAUUCGCGCGCCUGGGUUCGCACAUUUGGCAUGCUUUGAUCAAGUCAGCAGAGGCCAUUUGCUCGCUGAUGCAGUUGCCAUUAUCGGAACGAUGGAUCUGGUGUUUGGUGAGGUCGAUCGAUAAGGUAGACAGUUCUACAGAUGUGGGGGUCGAUUUUCGAAACUGGCGUGUAACUUGUACAUGUUGUCGAUGGGAAGGAUUGUCAAUGGAAAAUGAAUGGUCACAGCAGUUAUAUUUUCUCAUCCUGCCGCCUCGUGGACUCUUUUGUUGCUGUUAAGCGCAGCCCGUAUGCAUGCCGCGUAUACUGGUACCUAGUCCUGUGUUC
Sphaerulina musiva SO2202 is the source of this 1782-nucleotide messenger RNA. Its product is annotated as NADH dehydrogenase I, D subunit. Gene Ontology annotation, molecular function: NAD binding; NADH dehydrogenase (ubiquinone) activity; quinone binding. The record is from RefSeq and is a predicted model, not a curated record. NCBI's taxonomy places the organism in Eukaryota, Fungi, Ascomycota, Dothideomycetes, Mycosphaerellales, Mycosphaerellaceae. The transcript has 3 exons. Bases 132 to 1580 code for a protein of 482 amino acids. Gene Ontology annotation, biological process: mitochondrial electron transport, NADH to ubiquinone.